Messenger RNA from Suillus subalutaceus, 1606 nucleotides. RefSeq lists its product as uncharacterized. The transcript is spliced from 9 exons. The coding region runs from base 137 to 1504 and encodes 455 amino acids. Gene Ontology annotation, biological process: secondary metabolite biosynthetic process. The record is from RefSeq and is a predicted model, not a curated record. Lineage: Eukaryota; Fungi; Basidiomycota; Agaricomycetes; Boletales; Suillaceae. Gene Ontology annotation, molecular function: FAD binding.
UUCGUGUUACAAUGCGAGUAGAAUAGUUCGGAUCGUCACGGUAUGUCUCGACGGCACUAAAUUCUCACUCCCAGGCGGACGACAGCGCGAUAUAUAAUAAACCACUGACAUCUCAGGAUAAUCGUCUCCAGAUACAAUGUCUACACCUAAAUUCAGGGUCGCUAUCUGCGGAGGAGGGGUAGGUGGUUUGACAUUAGCCGUUGCUUUGUCCCGGUAUCCGGAUAUUGUCGUCGACGUGUACGAAGCCGCUCAGAGCUUUUAUGAAGUUGGGGCUGGUAUUGGUAUCUGGCCUAGGGCAUUCAAGGUCUUGCGAAAACUUGGACAUGACAUCGAGCAGCAAUUGCUUCAACGCUGCGGUUACCAAUUCACAGAGGAAUAUGUCCCAGGUAUAAAGCACCGUAAAAGUGAUCAAGCCGUUGGCACUCAGCUUUUUGAACUGAUAACAAAAGGCAAUCAAAUGCGUUUUCAUCGAGCUGACUUUCAUGGCGUACUUCUCUCACAUCUCCCGCCGUCUUGUACAACACACAACACCAAGCGACUAAAAGCAUAUAUUCAGCCCUUCAGGCACCGUUCAAGAAAUUCAUCAAUUACGUUAAUAUUCACGGAUGGAUCGACCGCGACAUGCGAUGUUUUAAUUGGUGCUGACGGGAUUAAAUCCGCAGUCAGAUCCUGCAUGAUGCGUGAAUUGGCCGAGUGUAUGGAUCCUGAUGGAAAGCAGUCUGUGCUCUCGUGCAUUAACCCAGUUUGGAGUGGCGUUACUGCAUACCGAACAUUAAUACCUGCAGAGAAGCUGCGCGCGCGUUGUCCUGACCACCCGGUCUUUGGGGGAGAGAUUACUCAGUACUUGGGAAAAGAUGCUUUCUUCCUUGCAUAUACAGUUUCUCUUGGGAAAUACAUCAAUAUCGCAGGUUUCACUCUUCAACCUGAUCUCGUUGACACGGUCUAUGAAGCCGAUGCACGAAUUCCUCGUCGGCCUUUCGAAGGGAAGGCUAACAGCGAGUGGGUCGGAGAACUCACCGCUAAACAGUUCGUCGAGCCUUUCAAAGGCUUCGAAGAGGAGGCGAGGCUCCUUCUCGAGUGUGUAGAUAGGGGCACGCUUUGGGCUGCGCACACCGUGAAACCAUUACCAUCCACGAAUUUCGGACGAGUCGCGCUCUUGGGAGAUGCUGCCCAUGCAAUGCUGCCGUUCCAGGGCGCUGGUGCUGGUAUGAGUAUCGAGGAUGCUUACCUCCUCGCAACUGUUCUUGGACACAAGGCCACGACCCUAGACACUGUACCCAGGGCCCUCGCCAUAUACGACAAGUUGAGGCGACCAUUCUCAUCGGAUGUGGCUCUGCGCUCAAGGUUUAAUGGCCAACUAUGCGCGUUUCAAACGAACGUCCCUCUGCACGAGCUCGGCAAGACGAUCACCAAGAAUUGGGAGUGGGCAUGGCUGACGGAGCUAGAUGAUGCUUUGAAGGAAGCUAUCAAGCUUGUGGAGAACAGUUCAAUCAAUAUCAACUGAUAGCGGAGCUAUACAUAUCCGCAUUAUCUAUGUCAUCAUCUCAAGUCGUACCAGUGUAGUUCUAUAUACUUUAUAUAGCGUUGUCGGAUAAUAAUAUGCAUC